Amoebophrya sp. A25 is the source of this 1918-nucleotide messenger RNA. The record is from the annotation of a GenBank genome assembly. Lineage: Eukaryota; Dinophyceae; Syndiniales; Amoebophryaceae.
GAAUAUUUCAUUUUCGUCCUUUGAGUGGACGCUAACGAUUCCAAGAUUGAUGGCCACUGUUGCAAGCGUCGCGGAGAUUUUCUUGUAAACGCAAUUUUGCAGGGUAACCGAUAAUGGCUGGGGCUGAAGACUGGUCGAUGCUUCUAGCACAGCGCAAACGAACAGGGGACUUGCCGCGGGGAAUAGUCGAAGAUGUUCAUGGCGGCGGCCGUUGUAUUUGACGACGGCGCUGUUAGAAGUAGAACAACAAAGGCGAAUCUAAAGAAACCGUACCCGACCUUACGGAUCUUCUGAGAUAGUAGAGGCUGAAAACGCAACGAAGUGGCUGAUGACGUCCUUUUGGUGUUUAUCGGGGGUUCGGUUUGGGCGCAAACGCAUCCCUAUUGUCAGCUAUAAUGAAUGGGCUCCCCACGUUCGGAGCCUCGGCAUUAAAUCAUCGACCGAGUACUUUGCAUGGACUAAGAGUGGCGUAAGACCGCGAAAUAUUCCACCCAGGCCAGAUGUUGCAUACAAACUCUCUGGUGAGUGGCCUGGAUGGCCACUUGCACUCGAGAACAAGCGCGCCGCUGCUGUAGAGCUUUCCUUGAAACCUCCACUCUUGAGGACACGUAGCGACUUUGAGUUCCGAAAUCGCUUCACGCUGACCAAUGAGCGCGCGUUUUCCUGGUUUCGGAAUCUCGCACUUGCUCGCCUACCUCACCUAGAUUUUCAAUGUGCGCCGCCGCAUGUUGUUCCGAAUCUUUUUGUUCGGCGAAGGGGUGAAGACGAUAAUGCGUGGGCAGGACUGCAUGUAAAAGCUGCAGGAGGGCCGGUGAAGAACCAGACAUCCGGCGGCCGGCGCAAGUGGGUGUAUGCUUUCUCAGGUAUCCUACGAUCAAGAGAAAUGGGCAGGAUUUUCAUUUGCGAGCCUGAAAAAAAGGUCAGAUUUUGCCGACCGGACGAAAUACGAAUGCGCUUGCGCCCACGGUCGUCCGAGUUUACAGCACAGGUGCGUGUCGCCCUAAUAGACGGGCACCGCGUGCCAGCAAAGAGCGGCUUUGACGCAUGCGAUCAUCUCGCAUCUGUGCUGGGUGAUUUGCCGCGGCGGUCGAUAGAAGCGUGGGCUAGCUUCACGGGGGCAGCACAAAUGCGGAAAAGAUACUGCACGAUGCAGGUCUAUCUGCGAGCUAGUGCUUUAUUAGCGACGGUGCUCUAUCGCCCUGCAGGUAUCGAGCACGCAUUUCGUGGGGCGUCGGGCGAUGCGCAUAACAUGUUGCUGGGACAGAUGCGAUGCGUUCAACGCUUGACCUAUCGCGGUGUCAUGCGAAGUGGUGUCCCUGGAAACUGCGUCGGAUCGCUUUCCCGUCGCAUUCUGGGGGACGACAUGAAAAAGCGUGAGUUACCGUAUUACGUGGGUGACCAGGUCGAUUUCUUCAUCUACAUUCUUCGGACAAAUGAAAAUACAGAAUCCUCUCUGAGCGGAGUUUAUAUCCUUCCCAAGCAAGUUCUCCAGCAGCAUGGGUACCUCGCGGAUAUUGAUGCCGAAAAGCGGGGACGAAAAUCCCUGGUUCUCUACCCGCCGGGAGAGAACCUUCGAAAAGCGAAACGGAAACUGGACUUCGCGAAUGCACAGCAAGAAUUUUUCAUCGAUUUGAAAGGAAAGGAGCGAGGUAGCGCUGACGAUAUCGCAAAGCUACAGAAAAUACUAAAGAUGUACAGUGUGACUAGGAAAGUACCGUCAAACUAACAAAAUAUGCAUGAUAAUGUUUCGCGAAAGAUAUUAUGUGCUGCGGAAAACGAUAUGCCUGCAGAUGCAGCCUUGAUGAACAGUUCCUAGAAAAUGGAAUCGGAAUUUUCCCAAUUUUGUUGCUAGUCCGGUGUUGAUUCAUUUCAGAUGAAAGUUUUGAGCAUUACAGAAAAGGAAUGUCCUAAAUACGGC